AUGGGUCAAACGCGCUCUGGUCUCUCGUGCUCCACCACCGCUCCAGGCAAAGCGAAAUGGAAACCAACUGAAACAGCCAAACGACUCCCUAUCCGCAGAUUUACCAGUGAGGAGCGAAGGGGUGACCGGUUUUACAGGAAUCUAAUAAAAACGAAGCAGUUGCCAGAGGUACGGCUGGUAAUCGGAUCUGGAAAUUCGGAAACCCUUCGUUGUCACGGGCAAGGGAAGUUGUUGAGAGGCCAGAUAGAGUCGAAGGUAGUGGACCACACCACCCCGGUCGCCGAAUACCCAUCUGGAAUUCAUUAUGAAAAGAUUCAGGCUCUCGAUGGUGACGCUGUGAACAAGGGAGCGGCCGACUCGUCCUUCGAUGCGACGGGCUUGGAUACACGGGCCAGAGGAUUCGACAGAACCGCCUGCGCAGUUACGCAGCGCAGCGGCCCAGAAACAACGGGAGAGGAGCAUGUCCGGAAUGCCCCGGCUAGGGCCAUGGAAAACAAGCCAUUCGGAUUUGAUAAACAGGGUGGGGUUGCCUCUGAGGUCAGGGCAGUAUCGGGGGCUGUAGCAAGGGAUGGUUCAGUCCAUUGGCGCACAUCUGGCGAGGAGAAUUUAAGAGAGGCUCUGGCAUCACUGACCUUGCGUUUGGACGAACCUCUGACAAGUGGCGUGUCAGAACCGAUAGGGUAUGAUAUACCCCACACAGAGGUAGAAAUGACCAAAUCUAACUUUCUCAGUGCUUCUUGUGACCCCGAAGCUGACAGGAAAAAUGACCAAAACAGUUGUCCCGUUGAGUCGGGGAACCAGGAGGACCCCUCGACCAACUCUCCAAAACAGGUCCAAAGUCCACUAGGUAGCCAAAGUUUCCCCGGUACUAUCCCAAAGCUUAUUAUAACCAGAGAUCCAAGCCCCAGUUGGGCCAAGGAAACACUAGAUCCAAGGACCAUGGGACUCGGAGUCGGUGGAUCAUCGCUGGACCCACACGCCGAUGAUGAAUCUCCCUGCUCGGACAGUGGCUGCGGAGGCUCCCCUGCGCUAAUGCGCUUUCGCCGAAAGCUCUCCAACUCGUCCUCCGCCGGCUGCUUGUCCUCCGCCUCGUCCUUUGAGGAGUCGGAGGAUGACUUCACCGGCAGCGACAUCGAGUCCAGCCUGUCCCCAGUCAUAUGCAACACGCUGGGCAGCCCCGACGAAGGCAUGGGGGUAAGUGUGCCAUACUUUUAUUUUUUACUGUGCGUAAAAUGUGGUGGAGGUCUGCUGACUAGAGUGUUUUUCUUCUGUAUGAAGUUGCAUACAAAAACACACAGUAGUAUUAUGUUAAACUCCUUGGCUAUAAUCGGUCCUAAAUGUUGGCUAGAAGUGCCGUAGAUGGGCUCACACUUAAACACACAUAGGCCUAUUUACUUUCUGUACACAAAUAGUGUUGCAUACUCUCUAUAUAAACUCCCAGUAAUUUAUUGGGUAAAUUCUCUUUAUUUAUUUGUAUAGCUUGCAGUAUAUUCGCCAUUAG
Molecule: messenger RNA, 1501 nt
Organism: Coregonus sp. 'balchen'
Lineage: Eukaryota; Metazoa; Chordata; Actinopteri; Salmoniformes; Salmonidae
Source: the annotation of a GenBank genome assembly